Messenger RNA from Acanthosepion pharaonis, 456 nucleotides. NCBI's taxonomy places the organism in Eukaryota, Metazoa, Mollusca, Cephalopoda, Sepiida, Sepiidae. The record is from the annotation of a GenBank genome assembly.
AUGUUUAUCUUCUUUCCAGUGUUUCUGUCUUUUCUUUUUUUUUCUAUCAAUCAUUCAAUUCCUGCUUAUGUCACAGACAUUUUUUGUUUUUCAUUUGAUUUUCGCAUUCUUCAUUUUCCCCUGUUUGCCUUUAACUUCUGUUUUUCCUUCUCUUGCUUUCUGCAUAUUUUUUCUUUCCUUUUUUGCCCUUUCUGUCCUCACUCCACUCUUUCCACCACUCUCUUUGCCCAUUCUGUCCCCUCUUUGCCCAUUCUGUCGCCUCCUUUGCCGCCUGCCCAUUCUGUCUCCCUUUGCUGCCUGCCCAUUCUGUCCCCCUUUGCCGUUUUGCUGUCUCUGCCUUUUUGUCUUCUCUGCUUGCCCUUUUAUCAUCCCAUUUCCACUUCCUUGUCUGAUAUUUCUGUCCAGCCCUUCUCAUCCUUUUCUGAUAUUUUUACUUUCUCCUGCUCAUCUUCAUAA